AUGUCACGUCCAUCGUAUGAGAUUGAUUACAUCGAUUUUGAGCCAUGCAAUGAUUGCUCUUCUGGACCCAUUUAUGUUCUUGCAGUCGACUCUAACGCUUCCAAGAAACAUUUAUCAUCACAAAGUCGAAAUCGUGAGAGAUUUCUUGAAGAUCCAAUCACUCAAAUGAUUCAACGGUUGGAGGAAGAAGACGAGAAAGCAGCGUUCCGUGAACGUGAUCGAAGUCGAUUUCGGACAAAAGAUUGGCAUCCAGGAUUGAAUCAAUUGUGGUCGAUGAAAUAUCAACCAAAAAGUUAUCUAGAUCUCUUGACUGAUGAAGGUAUCAAUCGAAGUGUUCUGAAAUGGUUGAAAGAAUUCGACAAGAAUUCCGGAACAUGGAAAGAUCGCGAUCAAACAAUCCAACAAUCUUCCGAUAAAGUCCCUCCGAUGGUUUCAUCAAAAGCCAAAGAAAUGAAUGAAGCAGGAAAUAAUGCGCCGAUUCAAGAGUCUAGCGCGAUAUCACCGCUUCUUCUAAUCGCUGGACCUCCCGGUGUGGGAAAAACCACAUCCGUCCACAUAUUAGCGCGACAGGCGGGACCAAGUAUUCUUCUACUGGAUGAGGUGGAGGGUUGCGACCGCGAUGCAGUGGAUGCUUUGGUGAAACUUUUAGAAGAGAAAGAGAAAAACGGGAAACCCAAAAUCAAGAGGGCUUCAUCAAAGGGUUUAUUUUGUAGAUUGACCGAAAUUUGUGUUGGAGAGGGCGUUGAUGUUGAUGGAUCCUGUUUACCCAAAUUGAUCCAUUUUACAGAUGCAGAUAUUCGUUCAACUCUGAACUCUUUACAAUUGAUUGCGAAAACGUUUAGAGCAGAAGGGAAGAGACUCUCUGGCGAAGAUAUUGAAACAUUUUGGGAUGAUCUUUAUCAUGAUCGCGAUAUCGGAGAGCUUGAAGUCAUUCAAAGAUUGUUUACAUCACCAGCAACCAAACAGACAGGAAGAUCUAAGUAUGCUUUAAAGUCUUUCAAGGACAUGGGACAAGAUGUUGAUUUCAACAUCCUUGCUGUUACAUUGCAAGAUAACCUUGAGAAAGUCAGGAUGUGCCGUUCUUCUGAUUGUUUAUUGUGUGAUUCAGGUUUCGUUUCCAGACGCUUGCCAAGACAAGAUCGCUUAUUUUUGCGGUAG
Condylostylus longicornis is the source of this 1158-nucleotide messenger RNA. Its product is annotated as chromosome transmission fidelity protein 18 homolog. The record is from RefSeq and is a predicted model, not a curated record. Lineage: Eukaryota; Metazoa; Arthropoda; Insecta; Diptera; Dolichopodidae. The transcript has 9 exons. Gene Ontology annotation, cellular component: nucleus. Bases 1 to 1158 code for a protein of 385 amino acids. Gene Ontology annotation, molecular function: ATP hydrolysis activity; ATP binding; DNA binding.